AUGUCUUUUAGCCUGCCACAAUCGUUAAUCUCUGUGGUUUCAGAGCUCAGAGGGGAUAAAAUUGUGGUUGAGAAACGGCAAUCAUGCAAGGACGAAAAAGGGAUUUUCGGAGAGCAAACGAAGGAGCUAGAAGACAUCAUAGAGCGGCAGCAAAAACGCAUCCAUAUGCUGCAAACAAAUAUAACUGUGGAAGUGGAAUGCCAUGAGCGUUCCUGUCGCGCCCAACUUUUAUCCGAAAAACAACACCUUGAGUCGGAAUUGACAAGUCUUACUGGGGAGUUAGACACUCUUUCAGCGCAAUGGCGGGAAUUGCGUCAGGUGAGCGAGCAUGCAUUUCAGUGGGGUGAUAUGCGGUCCAAGUGUGUUGAAGCCAGGUCUCGCAUCCGCGGUCUUAAAAAUGAAAUUGAGGAGGGUGAAAAACAACUGGAGUCCAUUCAAACUCUUAUGAAAAAUCGACAAGAACGAUUACAUACUGUGCAAAGGGAACUUCGCCAUGUACAACAGCAGGUGAAGUGGAUGCUUGAAUGUCAAGCUGCAGAUGAGCAGGCGUUUAGGAAUCGUAUUCGGGAGGAAGAUGAUUAUCUUCGACAGCUGAUGGAGGCGCGUAAUGAAAUAGAAGCAGAAUCAUCACAGUCAACUGUGACGGAGAAGCUAGAUCUAUUGCCAUUGCAGGAUGACGUGAAUGCAUUGGAGAUGUGCCUGAAUGAAAUGCAGGAGUAUACUCAAAAGCUUCAGCUUCAGUGCCGAGACCUUCAAAGCGAGACAGAGAGGGCAAACAACAAUGCGAUUGAAUCUUCGGAAAAUGAGUUGGCGUCUCUGGCGUACGAACGAGCUUUGAAAAGCGCCGAUCAACAGAUGAUGCAUUUCAUGAAUGAACAAAUGCGGACAUCACGGUGUCAAGGUGUAACGCCGUUGUUGGUGCAUUCCCAUAAAAGACAGUGGCUUCAAAACUAUCUUAUCGUGUGGAAUCGUUUGUAUCGGCAAUGUGCCGAGCUACAGCAGGAAACAGAGGUGCGUACUGGAAGUCCUCUCACAGAAGUAAGGCAAAAAAUCGAAACUGCAAAGGGAGAACUUGAUGCGAUCACAGGUGCCCCAGGUGAAGAUACAAACGAACGACAAACUGCUUUUUUAACUCUUGAACAUCUGGUUUCCUUGCUACGCAGUAGCCAGAAAAUGGAGUCAGAGCUUCUUCAGUGCGUUAAAGAGACUGCUAAAAGUAUUGGUGAGGUGCCCGAGGUAUAUAUCUCUUUUGCAAGUAUGAAUGGCUACUCCGAUUUGACGGACAACGAAGAGGACGAAACAGUGAUGCCAAAAGAGUCCACCGAACUAAUGUUUAAGCCAAUUCCAGAGGAAAAUCCUGACUUAGUCAUUGAUGAGAUGCGGAGCCUCUCUGAUUUUUCUCCUGACGACAAGAAAAGGGAGGAGACAGUUCAACAAACGGCACAUCGUUCGCGAGGGAAUUUGCAGGAAUUCAUUUACCAGAAGUCUCUCUUCCUGAGCGAACAUGCCACACGAGCCCGUGUACCACUGCGACAUGCGGUGGCGAAGAGUUCCCCCAGUACUGUGGAAGGGUCACUGAGUCAGUUCCUUGAGAAGAUGGUUGAUGAAGCGCUACAAUAUGUGAAACACCACAAGCAACAAAGAGCGCCGGAUCAAAUAAAUCUGUCGCAUGACGUUGUUCGAACGGAUCCAGAAUAUGUAGCAGAAGCCCAGCAGCUGCAGACAAGGGUGCGGCGAAUUGUUUUGGAACGCCAGAAAUCGUUUUUGGAUUUUUCUCCAGGUGGUAAGAGGAGCCACUCCACGCACCCUUCUUUCGUCCCCAAAGCAGCUCAAUGGAUUUCUAUUGAAGGUGCGCGUCUGCCACCUGAUAUUGUGAAUGCUUCAGCGGCGCUUCAAGCAAAGUAUUUUUUGUCGUGUGCAAUUCGCGGGGUCACCACCGUAAUGCUGACACCUGGGAGUGUUAUCCCCACUGUGCGGCAUCUUUUUCUUACAAGAGAUCUUGACAGGCUCUGCGCACGCGAUGUGAGCAGUGCGGAGAAUGUAGGAUCGACGAACGUAGAUGUCAUCGCAAAGUUGACGGAAGUGCACGAUAUCCGUUUGGUGGCGGAUGAGACCCUCACCUCAUCGAAGCUGGAGGCGGAGCUGUCGUUCACCAUUGCGCUGUCCACAGAGCAAGCGCAAAAAGACUGUUGGGUUGUUCAAACGGACAACGCUGAAAGUCGAACAUUUUGGGCGUAUGUUUUUGCGUGGGUGAUCAAUGAGUCGGCAGUCGGAAACGAGGCCGCAAUCAUCACGCGCUUGAAACGUGAAAACAAAGUUUUUGUCUUGGAUGCAUCAGAAGUAGUAGCCGGUAACUUUGAACCCAGUAACCGCUAUGGGCUCCAUGUGCAAGUGGAUGAUAAACGAUGA
Molecule: messenger RNA, 2409 nt
Organism: Trypanosoma rangeli
Lineage: Eukaryota; Euglenozoa; Kinetoplastea; Trypanosomatida; Trypanosomatidae
Exons: 1
Coding region: 1-2409 (802 amino acids)
Source: RefSeq, a predicted model, not a curated record